GCCACGCGGGGAGCUGUGCUGUACCGGGAGUAUCCCUGGGCUGGGUGCGGGGAGCAUCUGGCGAUGGGGGAGGGCUGUUGGGCGGUCAGGAGUGUCCCUGGAUUUAGGUGCAGCUGGAGUGUCAUGGGGGACCAGGCGUGGUCCCCCAGUUCUGAGUCGGGCAGAGGCCACGGCCAUGGGCCCUGGGGCGGCCCCGCGCUGGGCUCUGCUCUCGGAGUGCUCGCGCGGCUCCUCUCCGCGGGGUAGGGGCGGGCUGGCUGAGGUAUCUGCACGUCAUGUCUUGAUUUUCACGAACAAAGCUGGGACGGGGGUGUUCGGUAAAAUCCAGCCCUCUGCUGCUGGACAUUUGAGGGGCAAGGCUGCGCUUUCUGGACAGGAAUGAGGGCAGUGAGAUUUGGUCUCUGUGCCUUUGUUCCCUGUGUUAAGGCUUGAGAGGAGAAUCCUGUCUUCUGCCCUAGGAGAGUUAAGGGAACAGUUCUGCUUUAAGUGUGAAAGCUGAGUGUGAGGAGAGGGGUUCUCUGACAGAGCUCUGAAAUGGAAGCAGCUGUCCCGACUCCAGCGGAGUGUCAUUCUCUUCCUGUUUGCAUUCUUGUCGGUGUGUGGAGUCAUUUCGUACACAAGCAUGGGGGAAGUAUGGAAAAGUAUAACAAACAAAUCAUUGGAUGAUCAGAGAACAGAACAAGAAAUUCCUAGAUUAAAGCUGGCAAAUCCAGCUGUUCUACCAGCACCCCAGAAAGCAGAUGCCAACCGUGGAGACUACCCUGAGCUUUCACUGCAGAAGCCACCAAAACCACCUCAUGUUCGUCGUGGGCCUUCCAAUCUUCAGAUCAAGGCACCACGGAGAGACACAAAGCUGAAGAUCCAACAAGAUACUAUGAGGGCUGUAGAAGAGUUGGUCGAAGCAGAUAAAGUAGAGAAAACAGAGAAAACCAUUAUCAGCUGGAGAGGAGCAGUCAUAGAACCUGACCAAAGCACUGAACCUCCAUCUAGUAAAAUAAUGGAACCAGAAAAACCUUCAUCUGUGGAAGCUGAAGACCAGAAAGAACCAGUGCCCAUCAAUGAGCGCCAGCUGGCUGUGGUUGAAGCCUUCCGCCAUGCCUGGAAAGGCUACAAGGAUUUUGCCUGGGGCCAUGAUGAACUGAAGCCUUUGUCCAAGUCUUACAGCGAGUGGUUUGGACUUGGGCUUACCUUAAUUGAUGCCUUGGAUACCAUGUGGAUUUUAGGCUUAAAAGAAGAGUUUGAAGAAGCAAGAAAAUGGGUAGCAAAUGAUUUAGUAUUUGAUAAAAAUGUGGAUGUGAACCUAUUUGAGAGCACUAUCCGUAUCCUGGGUGGCUUGCUGAGCACCUACCACCUCUCUGGAGAUACCCUUUUCCUGGAAAAAGCUAAAGACAUUGGAAACAGGCUUAUGCCAGCAUUCAAGACCCCCUCCAAGAUCCCAUAUUCUGAUGUCAACAUUGGUCGGGGCACUGCACAUCCCCCUCGCUGGACAUCUGACAGCACUGUGGCAGAGGUGACCAGCAUUCAGCUGGAGUUCAGGGAGCUCUCUCGUCUCACUGGAGAUGAGAAAUUCCAGAAAGCUGUAGAUGAGGUGAUGAAGCAUGUUCACACGCUCUCAGGGAAAAACAAUGGCCUCGUGCCUAUGUUCAUAAACACCAACAGCGGGCAGUUCACCCACCUAGGGGUCUACACUCUGGGAGCCAGAGCUGACAGCUACUAUGAGUAUCUGCUCAAGCAGUGGAUUCAGGGUGGAAAGAAAGAAAAUGAGCUGUUGGAAGACUAUAUGAGAGCCAUAGAAGGAGUGAAAAAGCAUCUUCUUCAGAGAUCAGAACCCAAGAAGCUUACUUUUGUAGGAGAGCUUGCUCAUGGCCAUUUCAGUGCCAAGAUGGAUCACUUGGUUUGCUUCUUGCCGGGUACUUUAGCAUUGGGAGCUCACAAUGGACUGGCUGCUGAUCAUAUGAAAUUGGCUGAAACUCUUAUAGAAACCUGCUACCAGAUGUAUGCUCAAGUAGAGACAGGCCUGAGCCCAGAGAUUGUACACUUCAACCUCCAUGCACAGAAGGGCCACAAGGAUGUGGAAAUCAAGCCUGCAGACAGGCACAACUUAUUGCGACCAGAAACUGUGGAAAGUCUUUUUUAUAUGUACAGAUUCACGGGUGAUAAGAAAUACCAAGACUGGGGCUGGGAAAUCUUGCAGAAUUUCAACAGAUACACCCGGGUUCCCACAGGUGGUUAUACUUCCAUUAACAACGUUCAGAAUCCCAGUAAUCCAGAGCCACGGGAUAAAAUGGAGAGCUUCUUCCUUGGGGAAACACUCAAAUACAUGUUUCUGCUGUUUUCAGAUGACAUAGACUUAAUCAACCUUGACAAAUACGUCUUUAACACAGAGGCUCAUCCACUCCCUAUCUGGGUGCCAGCAUAGACUCUGCAUCAGUGGAUCUUCCAGUGGUGGCAUUUUUAUCUUCAAGUCACUUUACUUUUCAGGGUUUGAGGAGAGAUGCUAUAAUGCACCUUUUUUGACUUCAAACAACAAACAUAAGCUUGGGAAAUGCAUCUCGGGUUUGAAGAAAUCAUGUCAGUCUUAAAUCUAUUCCUUGGUUGUUGGAUGGGCAAAGUUGUGCCAUAUGAAGCUGGUUUCCCUGGGAAUGAUGAGGUUCAGAAGGUAAUCAUAGUGUGGACCGUGACAUUCUCGGGGCUCUGGUGACGCAGAACUCACUUAUGUCAGUGUUACUAAAUGCUCAUUAAAUAUUGGGAAUGCAGCGAGUUGGCUUAGGGCACGACAUUGUUCCUGGAGAGUAGGAAUAAGCCUACAGUUUUCUGGUUUAUUCUGGAUUCACUGAAACACUGGAUUACAGAGCCAUUCCUUUGUCAGACUGUGACAGUGGUUCAAGUGGCAAGUGGAAUAAACAAAGAGCUGUAAUGCUGUCCCAGGGAGAAGCUGUCAGUAUAGUAUUGCUGCUGGUACUCUGAUCUCAUUCCAAACUCCUGAGCUAUGCUGCAUCACCUUAGGAGAAGGAAGGGGCAGCAGAGCAUCUGUUGUAUAGUAUCUUAGUUUUGUAGAGCACUUUGUACAGUCUAUUCAAGCUGUGGCUGAAAUCAUGGUAAAAGAGAAUUUGCUGCUGGUUUGGCUCAAAGUGGUAUAUAAUUUUGUAGAGUUAUUGCAGUUUUAUAACUUCCCUGCAGGAAUGCAGGAGAUAAUGUGAAAUGCAAGUAAAACUACAUGUGCAUUUUAUAUCUUUAUUUGCAUCAGUUAGACUCAGGUAUUCUGACUGAAAGCUGCUUUCUGAGGUUGGACAGUGCAAAAGCUUGUGAUGAGCAUAUUAGGUAUCAGCCUCCUUCCAUCCCUUCCUGUUGUGGUAUCACAUCAUGGGUGUUUGUUGACUCAAAACAAGCUUACAGCUGUAUAACAAAGUUCUUGUUAUUUGUAAUUUCUUGGACCAUGGAGAAAUUUUGAGUUAUUUUUUUCCUUAGGACUAGUGUUAAAAGCAGACAGUCUAAAGGUAUUACAGCAGUUCUAGUCCCCAGAAGAAUCAGAGAAAUUAAUUUCAGUUACUUGAAGACAAAGUAGACCCAGGGUUUUUAAGAAUCUUACAGGAGCCCUGGGAUCUUUCAUUUUUAUAUGUGCACACUUACAGAUUUUAAGCUGUGAAUUUGGAAAUGAGCUUUCUAGAGUGCUUUUCCUUUUGGAUUUGCACUUGGACAGUCCUGUAUUCAUGGCUAAGAUCUCAGAAAUGUGAUUGAUCAUAUUUCCAGAAGAGUUUGGUCUCACUGAAAGUCUCUUUCCCUCAUGGCAGUAAGUGUCACAGGCAGGGCCAGGAGCUGCAGUCCCACUAAAUCCAGGGGUCCCUGGCCGUUCAUGGACCUGACUGAAUAUGACUCUGGUGGUUCAUUUUCCAGUGGCUGAAGGAUGUAUUUUAUAGUAACUGUAACUUUUGAUUUGUAAAGUAAGAUGCAUCUUUAUUUGUUUUAUGCUGAUCCUUUCUGUUUGCUGGAGUUACAAGCUACUCUUGGGACCACUAUUUAAAUCUUUUAUGUAAUAUUUAUCAUUCCAUGUACUAAUGGAAAUGGAGAAAUUUUACAAAUUAUUUAAAUGCACAUCAGAAGGACCCUGUCCUGGGAUUGGCAGGACAUAACUGGUCAGUGCAGAAUGUUAAUGUUCCUCCUGUUCACAUGCCAGCAAUAAGUCUGAAAACGAGCUUCUCACAAGUGCAUUGGAAUCCAGUCACUAUGGCCUUUGGUUGCACAACUGAUUCGCUGCCAAGGCUUCUGUUUUCUUUGGCACAACAACAAAUGAGGAUAGUGCAGGGGAAAUGAGGAAGGAAACACCUUCAGUUUUUUUGUUCAUGAAGCAGCUUUGUGCUGCUGAGGAGCUGAGCUUUGGCUAAAAGCUAAAGGCUUAAAAUUGGAGACUAAAGAAAAAAUGAAAAAUGUAAAUUCAGUGAUACUACCCAGGUCCUUCUGACCUGUGUUGCUUUGGCCUUGUGCCUUUGAACAAAGUGAAUUUCGAUCCUUUAAUUCUGACUGUGCUAUGGAUUCUAAAACUUCCAGGGUUCUGAGUUUCACCCAAAGAGCCGCCUGACUGAGGCAAGAGAGAUUUCUUAGAAAAUGGAAUACGUAUAAAUGCUUACCAAAAAUCUUCUGAUUUUGAAGCUGUACACAAGUCUUAAUGUAAUCGAUUCUACAAAUGGGAGUAUGGGAGUCUGUGUGAUACUUUUUUUGCCUUGGCUUCAGAGUAAUAAUUAAUUUCCUAAUGAGUUGAAGAAGAGACAAAUAAACUUUCACUUUCCCAAACAUGUCUUGUCUUUUAGCUGAACCUGUUGAGCCAGCUGAUUUCUGUCUAGUUCCUCUUGGGACAUGCAGUCUCCUCAAAAUGUGGCUUUACUGUCCUCAGCCUUGAAACCUGAAGUUCAGAUUUUUAGCUCUUACUAGUUAGCUCUCUCUGUCUCUUUGAGAACAAAUGCUUGUUUUGGACCUCUAUAUUGUGUGUGAAAUGACACAAGCUAAAUAAUCUCAAAAAAGCUCAUCUGUUCUUCUGCAGAGGUCAUUUUAAUUGCUUAUUUAUUUUUACUUCCAUAACAAACUGUUGGGUAACAUCAGUCUCUGAGCUCCACAGCCUAUUUCUGUUUCACAAUGUGCUCCUCCAGCACAAUAGAAGCUCAUGGUUUCCCUUUGUGGUUCCUUGUUUCAAAGCUUGAACUGCUGGGUCCAUAACCCACUUUGGUGUUUCUGCAUGCUGGGACACUCCUGGCUUAAGUGGAGUGUUGUGGAAAGGCCACCACUGAGCCAGGGAUUCUGUCCUUUCACAAUUGAAAGCCUUGGGCUUCCACUCAGAAACAGAGCUGGACACGGGGAGAGCCAAUAGAAUGCAGGAGCUAUGGACUUGGGACUUUAAGCCACAGUGCAGGAAACAAUGACCUGUUUGAUUAAAGAAAAUUCAGCAGAUGGGGCACAGUUACCAUCUAAUCCCUGAACUUUUGAAAGCUGAAUUCUCAUUAAAGGUCUUAGAAAGUGGCAGUUUUGUAAGGUCCCUGGUGUUGGCUGAUGGAACCUUGUGUUUCUCAGGACUUCUGUGUAGCAGGAUUUUCAGCAUUCCAUGCCAAGCUCAGGUACAGCUCUAUUUACUCCUCCAAAGAAUACACCUUGUUUCCUGUUCCAUGCCAGUGUGAUGUUGGCAGUGAUGACAGAUGAAGACAGGAGAGUUUUUUGCAAUAACACAUUUACAAUUUUGUAGAUUUUUCCUGCGCUUCAGAACUUGCCUCACCUGUGCUCUUAGAAAAAGCCCUGCAAGGGAAUUCAGUACCUGACUGGCAGUGCUAUGAUCUGGGGUAUAUUUAAUAGGAUCAGUAAAACUGACAUGAUGGGGUAGCCUCAUGAAGCUUGCUUCAAGAGAAGGGGAUUAAGAUUCUUCUGACUUUGGGUUUGGAAAGAAAGACGUGGGUUUUUUUGAUCUCUGAAAUACUGCUGGAGAUGGUUGUCCAAAGCUGGAAGCAUCUGUGUCCACUGGAGCCCAACCCCGAGUUCCUGUUCUGUACAGUGUUCCCACCUUGGCUGCACUCAUUGUGUCAGUAGAUGAUGAUAGAACAAAUGAGCCUUUGUUCUACAACCUCACCGGUGCAGGCCUAAAGCACAGGGGCUGGUCUGGGUCACUCACUGCUUACAUGCCAUUUUCCUUUUGUGGCCCUGAAGUUCAACGAGGAGCAGCAUUCCCCUGAUGCUCAAGAGUGGUGUUUUGGGGCUCUUCGCUUCAGCUCAGACAACACCACACAACAGGGUUUUCUUUUUACCUCCCCUGCUUUCUUGCUGAAGGAUUCAAAACAAUAUGGAUGUUGGUGACUCUGGUGUCAGACGUCUGCCAUGAUUUCUUUUAUAGCACUGCUCAUCUGUCCUGGAUAUCCAUGUGUAUUAUCUCUUUGCCAUACUAUCUGAAAGCCUUUCGUUUAUCCUUCCAUAUCAAUCAAGCUGUGUGUAUUUCUUUGAAAUAAAAACUAUCUGUAAAAGGAAGAUAAGAGCACAGUAUAGUCCAGUAGAAGGGCUUCAAAAAAUUCAUCUCUUUGGAAGAUCAGCAGACACCCAGGCCUCCUUUCUUUCCAAAGCACAAACCCAGCCCUAGUGACUGGGAUAACUUGCAGUGACUUCCUAAAACACCUGCCCCUGAACCUGGCUGUGUUCAAACAUUUGUAGGCUGGUGAUGACUGGAUGCUUGCUUAUGGGUGUGACGGGUGCUGUUUAAAGGGCAAUAAAAGCAGGAUGUAAUCCUUGCUCUCUGCUUUUUUUCCCUAAUGUGGUGUUAAUCCUGAAUAAUGGCUGGGGUAUAGCAUUAUCUGAAUUCCGGAAAGUUGGGGGCUCUGAGCCCAACAGAGGAUGUCCACUUCAGUAAGGCUUGAUAUGGCAGCAACACACCCAAAGCCUGACUUGAGUAGGAGCAAAAAGGACAGUGGCGACUCUAAGCAGGACCUAUGGAGGUUUUCAUCAGCAUGAACAGAGUGGAUUCAGGUCAAGCUGAGGAUGUAGUGCCACUGGCAGUCUUGGAGCAACUUUUGUAGGGACUGGAGUUUGACUAACUGGGUCUUCCAAGUUGUCCUUCAUUUACAUGUAUCUGAAAUAGCUGAUCCAUUUGUUCCUGCUCUCCUCAGCAUCCCUGGCUGGAGGGAGCAGAAGCUUUGGUCUUCUGUUAAGAACAGGGCAGAGGUGGGUAGACAGAUCUCAGCACCCAAAUAUUGUGAAACACCAGCAGUGGCCUCUGCGAACAAGCCCUGCUGUGACCAGGGAGGGCCCAGCAGUGUGGACACUGACAACAAGCAUCACUGUGACUGUGCUGCACAAACAGUGAAAACCUUUGGGGACUUGGGAAACCUCUCCACUAACUCAUAAAAUCACUAUAAAGUAAAAUCAACUGAGGCAGCCAGCUGAUUACCAGGAAUUAAUAUUUUGGCAGUUAUGCUAGGAAUUCUUGGUGCUUACUCAGUUCCGUAGCACCCAUUCAUGUGUAAAGAUCCACCUCGGAAGUUAAGAAGGAACCUUUUUUAUCUUUGGUUAUACUACCAAGCCAUGAAAAUAUAUCACACCCUUUAAUAAACCUUUAUAUCACACACUUUAAUUUACAUAUAAUUGAUUUUAAAAAGCUCUUAAGAUGUCUCAGUGGAAGUGUGCUUUACUGGUCACCAAGACCCAGCCCUUGAGUGACAGCAGUGCACACCAGCAUUCUUUUGUGUAAAUCUUCAUUCAGCAACUGGAAUCUCCUGGACAAGUUAAAACUAAAACACCCCCAACCCACAGCCCUGGCUAACACUGAUAGUCUGUUUUAGGUAACUGGUCACUAGUGGAGCUCACCAUGAUCCUGUGUCAUGAUCAUACCUCUGCUUUUCUACUACCCCUCUAGUAUUUCCUUUUUCUGUACAAAUAAUUUAGUUUCAACCUUAAGGUGCCUCAUGCAACCAUCCUGUUCAGAUCUGUGAUGGUUCUUGGACCUUCUAGGCAAGCUUUUCGUACUG
This is a messenger RNA of Ficedula albicollis (Collared flycatcher), 7988 nucleotides long. It is a transcript of the gene MAN1B1, whose product is annotated as mannosidase alpha class 1B member 1. Gene Ontology annotation, cellular component: membrane; endoplasmic reticulum. NCBI's taxonomy places the organism in Eukaryota, Metazoa, Chordata, Aves, Passeriformes, Muscicapidae. The transcript is spliced from 13 exons. The coding region runs from base 623 to 2419 and encodes 598 amino acids. Gene Ontology annotation, molecular function: mannosyl-oligosaccharide 1,2-alpha-mannosidase activity; calcium ion binding. Gene Ontology annotation, biological process: N-glycan processing; carbohydrate metabolic process. The record is from RefSeq and is a predicted model, not a curated record.